CUUCAUUUGGUCAUCGAAAUGAGGUAAACAAAAUGAUUUAAUUAAGCAGAUUUAGCAUUUCCUUUCUAUUUUCAAUCAGUCUCACAUCUGCUUUGUUUAAAGGUCCAUUCUACACAUUGUCCUCGGUUAAACUCGGUUCAGCAUAGCCGAUAGCGAAAGGGACGAUGCGCGAUUGCAUACAAUUGCAUGCGAUUGCAAGCAAAUGCAAUCGCAAGGUAUAGUGUAGACAGUAUAGUGUAUAGUAGUGCCACGAGAGUGAAGAGUACAGCGUGGAACGCGCCGAGAGACGGAGGGAGCGAGCAGGAUGGUAUAUGGCUACGGUAUGACGAGAAGAGGAGAAAGAGAGUGUGUUGGGAAUAUACGUGGGAAAAAGACGGAGAAAGAUGGAGCGGAGCGUUCGUUUUCCAGGCAGGCAACUCGGCGCGGCGCGGCGUCGGUCGGAGGCAUCGGAGGCAUCGGAGGCAUCGGAGCUCGGAGCUCGGAGCUCGGAGCUCAGUCCGCUCAGUCGCUCAGUGCCUCAGUAUGCCGCGCAGCGCGCAGGCUCGCGUACACCGGUGCGGCGGACAAGCAGACAGGUACGUGGAGGAUACGUCGCCGCGGUCGUGGAUGUGGUCGUGGUCGUGGUCGGCCGUCGCGCCAUACCGAGUACCGAGUACCGAGUACCGAGUCGACUAACGGAGCGCUCGCGACUCGCGACUCGCGCGAGUGCCGCUUCGUGAAACACGCGCGCAGGAUACGCGCAGGAGAAUCCUCCAACGUGAUAUUCGUCUUGUCUUGUCACGAAGUCUCUUUCGUGGAAAGAAGAGUGCAUCGAUGCAUCGUUGUGACGUCUGCGCGGCAACGACUCGAGUCGUGUGACCCAUAUACACGGUGACACGGUGACACACGGGCGAAAGUGAUCGAGCCGAUACGAAUGGGUGCGCGCACAAGUGUCGCGGUUUUGACGCGGGAAAGAGCGGGAAAAUCGAGCGGUCGCGGAGCCGGCGCUGUCCGCUCGAUGAAGACACGCGUGUAACAGCGCGGGCAGGAAGAGAGGAACGAGUCUGAUGUGAGUGAACGAACGGACGAACGGACGAACGAACGAACGAACGUGAGUACGGAACGUUGCGAAACUCCUUAGGCUUGAUUGUGAGAUGUGGCACAAAAUGAAGCGAGCGUAUCCACGAGCGAUCGAUAACUAUAGCGGCACUAUAGUCGACUCGAUGAAUAUCAAGCGGCCCGUGCUACCAGCCAAUCCAACCUAACGGACAACGCGUGACCUCCAGGAGCGGCGCGCGGCGUGGCGAGCUGGCGAGCUGGCGAGCAUCAGAGUGGACAGGCUCGUCGACGAUCCCAACUUCCGUACUCGUUCAACGACGGCGUAGACGAUGUAGAGUUGUAGAGAGAAAGUUGCGCGACGUUUUUGUUGCACCCUGGAGGAAAGGAGUAUCGCAACAGACAGCGAGAAAAAGAGAAGGAGAGAGAGAGAGAGAGGGAGAGAUAAGGGGAAAAAGAGAAAGAAAGAUAACGAGAAACGUACGCGAGAAAGAACGUGCGUCGAAGACGAUGCGAGUGGAAAGUAAUUUUCCAAGCUCGUGAUGUUAUAAUGGAACGUCGUUAAUGACACGACAAUAAUCGACGGAAUCGAUCGUUGCCCAAAGAUCGAUUUAACGUUCCCGUAUCUUCGUUCCCCUUCUCCGGAACGUUCGAAGCGGAACGCGAACGGAGAGAA
Molecule: messenger RNA, 1711 nt
Organism: Temnothorax curvispinosus
Lineage: Eukaryota; Metazoa; Arthropoda; Insecta; Hymenoptera; Formicidae
Exons: 2
Coding region: 384-719 (111 amino acids)
Source: RefSeq, a predicted model, not a curated record